Molecule: messenger RNA, 8356 nt
Organism: Dryobates pubescens (Downy woodpecker)
Lineage: Eukaryota; Metazoa; Chordata; Aves; Piciformes; Picidae
Gene: TTBK2
Product: tau tubulin kinase 2
Biological process (GO): signal transduction; cilium assembly; peptidyl-serine phosphorylation
Cellular component (GO): ciliary basal body; cytoplasm; ciliary transition zone
Molecular function (GO): ATP binding; protein serine/threonine kinase activity
Source: RefSeq, a predicted model, not a curated record
GCGAAAGCGGGGGUGCCGGCGCGGGUGAGCGCGGCCGGGCUCCGGCCGGGACUGCCGCAGGGAUGGCGGCGGCGGCCGUGAGGGAGUUACCCCCUUUGGCGAGGGUCCCGGGCCUCUUCAUAACCCCCUGAGCUCCUCUCCGCGGUGCGCGCAGCCGUUAUCCCUCCCCGCGGGAGGGCCGGCGCCGUCCCGGCACUGCAGUCGCCAUAGAGACCGCGCCGCACGCCAUGGGGCGGAGGCUGGGCUGGGGGGCGCCGCUCUAGCCGUGUGCCCGUCCCUCCCUGCACCGCGCAGGCCAUCCCCCACGGUGGCCGGGGGCGCCGGGCGCCGCAGGGACUCGCCGUGCUGCCCCGAGCAGCCAACGCCGACACCUCGGCCCCGUUCCAGUCACUGGUUAAAUGGAAGCCGCUCCUGGGAUCUGGAUGGUUUCUGCUGACAUAGACUUUGCAUAGCAGCUCCAUCGCCUCAGGAGGUUGCAAUGAGUGGCGGAGGGGAGCAGCCUGAUAUCCUCAGUGUGGGAAUCUUGGUCAAAGAAAGAUGGAAGGUGUUGAGGAAAAUAGGAGGCGGAGGAUUUGGAGAAAUUUACGAUGCAGUGGACUUGCUUACUCGGGAAAACGUUGCACUGAAGGUCGAAUCAGCUCAGCAGCCAAAGCAAGUGCUGAAAAUGGAAGUAGCUGUGCUGAAGAAAUUACAAGGAAAAGAUCAUGUCUGUAGAUUCAUCGGAUGUGGAAGGAAUGACAGAUUUAACUAUGUGGUCAUGCAGUUGCAGGGUCGGAACUUGGCCGACCUGCGUCGGAGCCAGUCUCGAGGGACAUUCACCAUUAGCACCACUCUGCGGCUUGGGAAGCAGAUUUUGGAAUCUAUCGAAAGCAUUCAUUCUGUGGGAUUCCUGCACAGGGACAUAAAACCGUCUAACUUCGCAAUGGGACGUUUUCCUAGCACCUGUAGGAAGUGUUUUAUGCUGGAUUUUGGCUUGGCACGGCAAUUCACCAACUCAUGUGGGGAUGUCAGACCACCACGAGCUGUUGCUGGGUUUCGAGGAACAGUACGAUAUGCAUCAAUCAAUGCUCAUCGAAACAGAGAAAUGGGUCGGCAUGAUGACCUUUGGUCCCUGUUCUACAUGUUGGUGGAAUUUGUGGUUGGUCAACUGCCUUGGAGAAAAAUAAAAGAUAAGGAGCAAGUGGGCUCCAUUAAGGAAAGGUACGAGCACCGACUUAUGUUGAAACAUCUUCCUCAAGAAUUUAAUGUCUUUCUGGAACACAUUUCUAAUUUAGAUUACUUUACAAAGCCUGACUACCAGCUUCUCAUGUCAGUGUUUGACAACAGCAUGAAAACAUUUGGGGUUAUUGAAAGUGACCCUUUUGACUGGGAGAAGAGUGGAACUGAUGGCUCUCUGACAACAACAACUACUUCAACCACACCCCAGUUACACACUCGUCUUACUCCAGCUGCAAUUGGCAUUGCCAAUGCCACACCUAUCCCAGGAGAUUUGCUGCGUGAAAACACAGAUGAAGUGUUCCCUGAUGAACAGCUCAGUGAUGGAGAGAAUGGUAUUCCAGUUGGAGUCUCACCAGAGAAACUGCCUGGAUCCCCUGGGCACCAGCGUCCUCAGGAAAAAGAUGUUUGGGAAGAAAUGGAUGCAAAUAGGAACAAGAUAAAACAAGGGAUCUGCAAGGCUGCCACAGAGGAAGAAAACAGCCAUGGGCCAGUGAAUGGAAUGCUUAAUGCACCAAGUCUUGGUUCUCCAAUCCGUGUUCGCUCAGAGACCACACAGCUAGAGAGAGAUGCUCCACUGGUGCGAAAGCUGCGUUCAAUUCACAGCUUUGAGUUGGAGAAACGUCUCACAUUGGAGUCAAAGCCAGACACAGACAAAUUUCUUGAGACCUGCUUGGAGAAGAUGCAGAAAGACUUGAAUGCUGUGGCAGAGACUCCUGUUGCUGCUCCUCCUCCUCCUUCUCAGAAAACACCGAUUCCUGCCCGCAUGGACCAUGUUUGGCACUAUGAUGAAGAGUAUCUUCCAGAUGCUUCAAAGCCUGUGUCAGCGAGUUCUCCGGAACAUGUCGAUGGUGUUAUUAGCAAUGGAUUUGUAGCUGUCAACCUAAACUCCUGCAGGCAGGAGGUUGAUUCUAAGGAAUGGGUGAUAAUAGAUAAGGAACGGGACUUGCAAGACUUCAGGACAAAUGAAGCGCUAGGACAAAAAAUGACUGGAAGUCCCUCAGAUGAAGAGCCAGAGGUACUACAAGUUCUAGAAGAGUCUACUCCAGAAGAGCAGCCCAAACAGGGUGGUUGGGCAGGAAACAAUGUCCAUGCCAAGAACCAAACCUCAGGGGCAGAGUUUGUUCUAGCUAUGGAGUGUCAUCCUGCUGUUUCCGAACAGCUUACGGAUAAAUUGGAACUUCUGUCUGGAGCUGCUGGACAGCUUCUUGCAGCCACCCCUACAAGUCCUAUGGAAGCUCAAGCAGAAGGAGCACUCACUCCGGUAACAAUACCCAGACCUUCAGUAGCAUCCACACAGUCUGCUUCAGAGAGCUUUCAUUAUGGCCACCAGCUAGAGAAAAGAGAGCAGGAUGCUCAUUCUAUGGAACACACUGUGGAACUUUCCUCACCAAAGGAAAGUUUGCCAGGUUUGGUUGUGACAGAUGACGCGUGUCCAGCUAGUGCCAGCAGACCAGAUUUGGUCCUUAAUAUCAGCCAAGAGGUGCUUGACCGGGAAGGAGAUGUCAAAGAAUGUGUCAAUGUUCUGGAUUGUGGCCAAAAGGACCUACCUGAACAACAUAAUGAGAUACAGGAAGAGAAAGAACUUGAAAAUAUUCCUGUAGAGGAGGCCGAGGAAGAAAGGCUUCCAGUAGUUUCUGAGGAUGCCAUUGAAAUGUUAAGCAAAGAACAGAAUUCUUCUUUGCCAGGAAACUCAAAAUCUGCAGAGGAAGAACCGCUAACAAAUACUGAAGCUGCUGAAGAAUCAAAGCCAAGGCCUGCCUCUUCGGGGCCAAAUCAAGAUGAGGUUCUGAAGCUGAUAGAACCUAAAGCAUCAGAAUUUUCUCCCUCACAACUUACCAACUCUCAUGUUAAUAGGCAGGCAAGCAAAAUAGCACCAGUUCAGGAAAAUGGUUUUCAUUCUAAUAAGGAAGAAGUCCAUAUCCAAGACUUGAAAUGCCACCAAGUGGCCCUUACUACUUUUUUGCACCAGGAGGACAAAAAAGAGAAAAAUAGUCCCAGAAAUGGAGAGUUACUCCACUGCAUUUCAGAAAAUGAGAGUUCUCAUCGAUCUAGGAGGGACUUAGUUAAAUCUCCUUUUGUAUUCAGGCAGAGCCGAAUCCCAGUUUUAGCACAAGAGAUAGACUCCACAUCAGAGUCCUCUUCUCCUGUUUCAGCAAAGGAAAAGCUUCUUCUAAAAAAGGCCCAUCAGACAGACUUGGUCAGACUACUUAUGGAAAAAAAACAGCUCAAGUCUUUCCUUGGUGACCUCUCAAGUGCCUCUGAUAAGUCAUUGGAAGAAAAAGUGGCUGCUGCUACAGUACCAUUUUCUGAGGAUGAUGUCUUAUCCUCAAUUUCUAGGCUGACACUGGACUCUCAUUUCAGCAAGCAGACAGAAGAUAGCUCUUUAUCUCCAAGCAGCCCUCAGGCCAGAAAAAGCAAGAUUCCAAGGCCAGUAUCCUGGGCAACCACUGAUCAAGUCACCAAUUCAAGUUCAGCUCAGUUCUUUCCACGGCCACCACCAGGAAAACCGCCUGCUAGACCUGGGUUAGAAGCUAGGUUACGCAGAUACAGAGUCCUAGGGAGUAGCAGCUCGGACUCAGAUCUUAUCUCUCGCCUGGCUCAAAUCCUACAGAACGGAUCUCAAAGACCAAGGAGUUCUACCCAGUGUAAGAGUCCAGGAUCUCCACAUAGUCCAAAAACACCACCCAAAAGCCCUGUCAUCCCCAGACGCAGUCCCAGUGCCUCCCCUAGGAGCUCUUCUUUACCCCGUACUGCCAGUUCUUCUCCAUCCCGGGCUGGGAGAACCCAUCACGAUCAGAGGAGUUCAUCUCCACAUCUUGGGAGGAGUAAAUCACCUCCUAGCCAUUCAGGCUCCUCAUCAUCUAGGAGAUCCUGCCAACAAGAGCACUGCUGCAACAAACCAAGCAAGAAUGGUCCAAAAGGAUCUAGCAAUUCCUUCCACCAUUCCUCAAACACUAAGACUUCCACGGGAAAGAAUAAAUCAACCACUAAGCUUAGCAGAUAGGAACUGGGCCUUGACAGGAUCUCUGUAGGGAACAUAAUGGUACAGCACCUUUUGCAAUAUUCAGAAGAGAACAGUGGGUCAGAAUAGUCGCACACAAAAACGCAAGCCUGGGAGAGACGCAGGCAGCUCUCCCUAAUUAUGCCUGUUGUGGGGACGCUGGAUGCAAAGGAGACUUGUCAGUUACUGAUCUGCUUGCUGUAGUCAUAUUCCUCUCCAGCCAGCAUCUGUGCUUUUUUUAUUUAACCUCUGCCAAAUGAAUACCUUUGGAUUAAAAAGGGAAUAUUUUUGUCUCUGAGCUAACAUAUUCUAAUGCUGCAUUAAAGCUGCCCUGGAGCUGCACUGAAUUUCACUUGCUUUGUCAGACGAUAUUGAUUAUUUUUAUUCUUCUCUUCUUUCUUUCCUUAUUAUGACUAUGUAUAUUAUUUCCCAUGUGUAAUGUAGCACAGUGUGGAACCUCAAUUUCAUUCAGGUUUCAAGCACUACAGAUGAAUGCAAUAGGUAGGGUAUACCUGCUUUUUCUGAAGAAACUGAACCAUUGGAAAGUCCUAUUCCUUUGUAUUAUAUUGUAUGAUAGGUGCUAUACCAAUAAUUGCAUGUCCUCACGGUAAAUUAUAUAAUAUAAAUAUUUAUAUAUAUACAUAUAUGUAUAUGCUUAUAUAAACUCAUUCUUUCUCAUUUUUCCUUUGUAAUUUAUGGACCAUAAAUAAUACAGUUCCCUUUCUGUUCGUUCCCGAAUACCUCUGGAAUUACUUCUUCUAUUUCCCCCUGAAAAAUUACGGAAUGCACAAAUUCUAAUAGCCUUUAUACCUUGGUACAAGACUGAAGGACUGCUGCUUUCUCAACCAGCCUGUUUUGUCUUGCAGCUUGCUUUUUUAAUUUAUGAUUUGUGUGUGCAUUUGCUUAUGGAACAAGAACAGAGACUCAGAGGUAUUGUUAUUUUUUAUUACGAGUAGGGCUUGUGGUUACCAAUUCUUAUUUCAUAAUGUGGAUUCUUAAUUGUUAUGUAUACUUGUCAUAUAGGAGCAGUGACAGUCGAUAAAUACCAGAUGAAUGUGACAAAAUCAUCUUUUUCUUCCACUUGUCCUCAUGGUUCCUUACUGUACAUCAUGAAAAUAAUUUGGUCCCAUUGUGAUACUUUUGCCCUAGGCACUGCUGGAAUUGUGUUAAGGUGGUGUGGCAUCCUCUGAUUAUUUCCUCCCCCUUCUCCCUUAUUUCUGAAAAGCAUUUAUUGUGGUCUUGUAAUCUUAUUCCUAUGUUAACACGGUCAGUUUUAAUAGGUACCAGCUUUAUGCAUCCUUGCCUGAAAUCCUGAAGUUGAGGUGUUUAUAUUUGCUCUCCAGUGUAGCAGGAUCCAGGAACAGGGUUGCUUUACAGGUGAGAAAGAAUAUAGCACCUAAGGAUUUUUUUGAUGCUGUCUUCAGAGUUUAGACUUGUCCAUUGUUACACAUUGCUAUGUAAAAUAAAUCAUUGCUGUAGAAAUUUACUUGUACUUGAACUACUUGCCAAUGUAAAAAUAGUAAACUAUGCCAAAAUAGAGAAAGAGAUACCGCUUGUGAUUGAUGACCCAGGCUUCUUUCAGUCCAGAACAAGGUAAAAGGACUGUGUAUCUCCAUCUGCUUUUUGCUGUGGAUUCAGCAGGAUCCUAGUGAGAAAGUCAUGAAGAAAUGAAUGGAGGAGUGAUUGUGAAUAAUUUACCUUGAACUACCCGCUCUUCUGGAGUUUUUUAUUGCUUAAUGCCCUCCCCCCCUGAAGUUUACAGAAUCGCUUACUGUAGUCUAAUGUAGCAGUCAGUGUGGUUAGGUAGUAGUCAGCUGAUCAACUCAUACAUCAAUAUUAGCUUAAUAUUUCUAGAGGGCUUGUAUAAUCAUCAAAAACUCUGUAAGCUUCAAUAUUUGAAUAUGCAACUGACUGCAUAAAAAUGCCAAUGUACAUGUGUGUGGCCCUUGUGCAGGGUGUGAAUGAAUGGUUUAUGGAGGAUUAUCCACAACAAAUUUUCAGGGAUGGGGAAGAUUUUUCUCCAUUGUACAAAACAGUUACAGUUAUUCUGCACAGCACACAGCAGCCUACACAGAUAUUUUAGCUGAGAAACAGUAUAAACCAAGGAGCUGUUGCUUUGUUCCCUUUGAGCCUCCACUUCUUUGGGGACCAGCACACUGGAGCCAUGACAUGUAGCAGAUGCAGAUGCUGCACAUGCAUCUCCUCUUUACGGUGUUCCCCAUAUUGUGGCCAGCACUUUGUAGUGCUUUGUAUUUUGUAGAGAAAUUGAAACAUAAAGCCUUUAAACUCAAUUAGAAAUUGAAAUGACUGAACAUUUCACACAGACUUUUGUGCUACAAUAUUGCAUGGUGUAAUCAAUCUACAUUUCAACCUCAAAAAUCUAUAUUAAUCUCAUUAAUUACAAAUGCCAAUUACUGCUUAAGUAAAACCCUGUUAAACGUAAUAGAAGGUGUGAUACAGUAGAGCAGCACUGGCAAGCUGCAUGCUGUAUGAUGCUAGGCACGUAUCUACUACUUCAGCAGGGUUGGUAAGCAUAGCAAAUUUUCACUGCUCAAAGGCAGGAGCAAUAUGAGGUCUUAACUGCUAGUUACAUACGAUGAUUCAGGAGGCAAACCCCUGGGGAGUGACACGGGGCAUUUGUUAUAGCCACCAGCCACAUCCUGUCUUGGGAAAUCUGGACAUGUUCUUGCCUUGAAGUGUGCAUGAUUGAGAUCAAGCUUUCUCGCAUACCUCACUAAACACUCUUAAUGUAAAGGGGAGGAUCUGGUCCUGUAUAUUUUAAAAUAGCUUGAAAUAUUUUUCAUCUGAAAUAGACUUGCAAGAGCUCUAUCAUUCACAAUUUGUAGUAUUAUGGUAUGACCUAUAGUUGGGAGAGACACAGUUUUGAUUUUGUAUCUAUAAAUACGCAUUUGUAUAUAAGUGUAGAUAUACACUUAUAUAGAUACUGUAUAUUAUAUAGAAGCAUACAGAUAUACAUACAUCCAUAUGUGUGUAUAUACAUAUACUUAGGAACAGCCUCACCUGUUGCAUCUUGUUUACUGGAAUUCAUUGGCCAGAGUGAGCUGAGGCCUGUUUUGCUCUGACUUCCUCUUCAUCUACCAUAAUUUCACUUUGCCCUAAUUCUGAUUCUGUGUCUUUUCCAUAUUCCAAAGCCUGAUCCUAUAGUCCUACUUGGGCAAAACUCCCUUAAGUCUUUCUUACUGCAAAGUUAUGCAAGGUUUGACUGUAAUGCUUAUCAAAAGUAUGUUGUUUUUCUCUUUGAUGAGAAUGUAGACGAAGCCAGGCUUACUGUACAGACUCUUUCCUGUAAACAGAAUUUUUCCAUAAUGAAUUUGACAUUUUUGUGGAACACUUGGAGAUACACCUUCUGGUAAGAAGACAGUGACUAUUCCAAUUUCUUAAAAGGCUUUAAUGGCAAACUAGUGUUAUGUGCCUCCGAAUUUUAUGUAUCUGUUGAAAGAGAGAGGAAUCUUAUGAAAAGGAAAAUUAGAAUGAGAGCUCAAAUUCACAUUGGUUUCUCAUAGAUACAUGAGAAAUACAUUGAUUGUAAAAUAUAUUGAUUGUAAUUUUCUUCAUGCAGUACUGAUCUUUGAGGUGACAAGAGUCGUGCCUGCCCUGUCAGUUCCAGAGAGGAAGGGGCUACUUAGGUGUUUAGGUGAGCAUGGUGAUUCCCUUACAGCAUGUUCUCUAUGGUUCCACUGCACAGAGUGGUCAGGGAACUGUCAGCUCUAUAAAUAAAAGCCCUGGCGAUUACCUCUGGUUCCUUUCUUCAGCUGGUAAAAGCUUUGGAUGCUUGUUCCUGUUUGUGAAACUCGUGGAACAGGGCAUAAUAUUUUUAUUCUACUUUCAGCUAAUCGUGUUAGGCAGUAAACUGAAGGGGUUUGUUGGCUGGUUUGCUUUUGGCUCCAAUUUCAUUGGAGGCAAUUACUGCACUUUCCAGAGACCAAUAAUGCUGGUAAAUGGAAGCAGUGUUUACGUGUUUUGACUACAUGCAAUACAUGGGCAUAGGUCAUACAUUUCUUGGCUAAUACAUACCAAUUGCAUAAACAUGCACCUCUCACAAGAAUACCUCAGCUGUCUGCUUGAAGUCAGUCUUCCUUUUGCCUACAUGUAACAUUUGUAAAAGAGAAAAUGAUA